This is a messenger RNA of Parathielavia appendiculata, 1420 nucleotides long. RefSeq lists its product as uncharacterized. The transcript has 2 exons. The record is from RefSeq and is a predicted model, not a curated record. Gene Ontology annotation, molecular function: ubiquitin protein ligase activity. Gene Ontology annotation, biological process: protein monoubiquitination; protein polyubiquitination. The coding region runs from base 22 to 1197 and encodes 391 amino acids. Lineage: Eukaryota; Fungi; Ascomycota; Sordariomycetes; Sordariales; Chaetomiaceae.
AGCUCUUCUACAGGCCAGCCCAUGGACGCAGAAGCGGGAGUCGACUGUUCCGAGGAAAUUCAAGCCCAAGUAUUGCAGACCACGCUCGCCGAGAUCAAGACAUCUCGACGAGACCCCCCCGGGUCGAGCGAACCCCACGAAUGCUGCGUCAUCUGUCUCGACUCCAUUGCAGACACGGCCGCUGCCUUUCCUUGCGGCCAUUCCCACUUUGACUUCCUCUGCCUCGUGAGUUGGCUGCAGGAACACCCAAACUGCCCGCUAUGCAAAGCCAACGUUUACAAAGUCCGCUAUGCCGACCCCCAGAAAGGCGAGGCCAUCUACCGCGUGCCCAACGCCCCCAGACCCCGCCACAGCACGGCAAGGGAUGAACGGGGAGCGGUGCAGAACAGACAGACACCCCUAGACCGUGCAUCACGAAGGAGAUUCUCAUCCCAGAACGGACUGCUCCGAGGAACAGGCAGGAGAUGCCCGCCGCCACCUCCUACUCCAGACGAAGCGAUCCAACGCCGCCGCCACAUCUACCGGCAUCAGCUUUAUUCCCUCCACAUAGGCUCAAACCGCAUCUCCCAAUACCGCCCGCCGCCAACUCCCGUCCAAUUCGCGUCCACCCCGCACCUCGUCUCCCGCGCUCGCCUCUGGAUCCGCCGCGAGCUGCAAGUCUUUUCCUUCCUCUGCGACCCCGAACCCAUCACCACUACAGAGAAACAACAACAACAAGACCAAGAAGAAGACCAGGAACAACGCAGCAAUGUUAUGAUGCGCCGCCGCCGCCGCCGCAACAACGCAGAGUUCCUCCUCGAAUAUAUCGUCGCCAUCCUCAAGACAGUCGACCUUCAGGGCAGCGCGGGUCAGGCCGAGGCGAUGCUGACCGAUUUCCUGGGCCACGAGCACGCUCGCCUGUUCCUGCACGAGUUGCGCUGCUGGCUGCGGAGUCCUGCGCCGUCGCUCGCGGCGUGGGAUCGCGAGGUGCAGUACCCCGAUUCUUCGGAGCCCGAGCCUGUCGAGAUUCCUGAUCCGGUUUUGAGUGCUGGUGCGAGGAGGAGGAGGAAUUCUCGUGCUGGUGCUAGUAGCGGGGUGUUUCCGGAUGAGGAACGGGAACUUGGGGAGGAGGAAGAGGAUGAUGGGAGGAGAAAGUCGCGGCGGGAUUGGGGCGGUGGAGAUCACUGGCGGCCAAGAGGACGGCCGUUGAAUGUGUGAGGAGCAAAAGGAAGCGGAGAAGGAGUGGUGGCGUAGGAGACGGGAGGCUGAGCAGCAAGGUGAGGAAGGACGUACAGGUGCAGAGAUGAAGGAAAAAAAGGAAGACCAUUGAUGUGGAUUCCUGAAGUGACCUUCCUUCAGCCAUGUGCCGAGUCUGAGGGAUGCCCGUUCCCGUUCAACUCGAUACUCAUGUCAGCGACUUGCUAUGUACCCUAGACUUAAG